This is a messenger RNA of Otolemur garnettii (small-eared galago), 930 nucleotides long. RefSeq names its product olfactory receptor 1L6-like. Lineage: Eukaryota; Metazoa; Chordata; Mammalia; Primates; Galagidae. Gene Ontology annotation, molecular function: olfactory receptor activity; G protein-coupled receptor activity. The transcript has a single exon. The record is from RefSeq and is a predicted model, not a curated record. The coding region runs from base 1 to 930 and encodes 309 amino acids. Gene Ontology annotation, cellular component: membrane. Gene Ontology annotation, biological process: G protein-coupled receptor signaling pathway.
AUGUCAAGGAGGAACCAGAGCCAUAUGACUGAAUUCCUUCUUCUGGGACUGACCACUAAUCCCAAACAGCAGGUCUGGCUCUUUGCCAGCUUCUUGGCCAUGUACCUGGUCAAUGUGGUUGGAAACUCGGUUAUCAUUGCAGCCAUCUGGGGGAAUGCCCGCCUCCACACUCCCAUGUACUUCUUCCUCUCCAACCUGUCCCUGGUGGACAUCUGCUUUACCACCGUCAUCAUGCCACAAAUGUUAGUGAACAUGCUGACUCAGAGAAAGACCAUUCUCUUUGCCCAGUGUCUCACACAGAUGUAUUUUUUUGUGGCCUUUGGGAUCACUGACAGCUUCCUACUGGCUGCCAUGGCCAUGGACCGCUAUGUGGCCAUCUGUAACCCACUGCGUUAUGCCACUACCAUGAGCCGCAGGCGCUGUCUCCUACUGGUGAUGGCCUCCUGGAUAGUGUCCCACCUGCACUCACUUGCCCACACAAUUCUCAUGGCCCGCCUCUCCUUCUGUGGGCCCAACAUCAUCCACCAUUUCUUUUGUGAUGUCCAGCCGCUGCUGAUGCUCUCCUGCUCUGACACCUCUGCCAAUGAGCUUCUGGCCUUCACAGAGGGCUCCUUUGUUGUCAUGGGUCCCUUUAUUUUCAUUAUUGUCUCUUAUUUCUACAUCACUCGUGCUGUCCUGAGGCUUCCCUCAGGGGGAGGAAGGUACAAAGUCUUCUCUACCUGUGGAUCUCACCUCACAGUCGUGGCACUAUUCUAUGGGACCAUAAUAUCUGUGUACAUUCGUCCCUCAUCCACCUACUCAGUGACAAAGGAUCGUGUGGUCACUGUCAUCUAUACAAUAGUCACCCCCAUGCUGAAUCCUUUCAUCUACAGCCUUAGGAAUAAGGACAUGAAACAGGCCUUGAGAAGCCUAACUAAAAGAACAGAAUAG